Molecule: messenger RNA, 1676 nt
Organism: Camelina sativa (false flax)
Lineage: Eukaryota; Viridiplantae; Streptophyta; Magnoliopsida; Brassicales; Brassicaceae
Product: small ribosomal subunit protein mS86 (rPPR1)
Molecular function (GO): protein binding
Source: RefSeq, a predicted model, not a curated record
CCCUAAAAAACCCUAAUUUCUUCACUCUCCGUCUUCGUCUUCCCCAUUAGCACAGUCUCUCUUCUUCUUCAACAUCUACAAACCCUAAAACAACAAUGGCGUUACUCUCUCGAAUCCGUUCAUCAACAUCUCUCUUCCGUCACCUCAACGCAUCUCCUCAAAUCAGAUCACUCUCCUCCUCCUCCUCCUCCUCUUCCGCUUCAUCAAUCCUCUCACCAGAUUCGAAAACUCCUCUCACAAGCAGAGAAAAAAGCAAAGCAGCUCUCUCUCUUCUCAAAUCCGAGAAAGAUCCAGAUCGUAUCCUCGAGAUCUGCCGUGCUGCUUCCUUGACACCAGAUUGCCACAUUGAUCGUAUCGCUUUCUCCGCCGCCGUCGAGAAUCUCGCCGAGAAGAAACAUUUCACCGCCGUUUCGAAUCUUCUCGACGGAUUCAUCGAGAACAGACCUGAUCUCAAAUCGGAGCGUUUCGCUGCUCACGCCAUUGUUUUGUAUGCUCAAGCUAAUAUGCUUGAUCACUCCUUAAGGGUCUUUAGUGAUCUUGAGAAACUUGGGAUCCCUCGUACGGUUAAGUCUUUGAACGCUCUUCUCUUUGCUUGUUUAGUAGCUAAGGAUUACAAAGAAGCGAAACGUGUUUAUAUUGAGAUGCCUAAGAUGUAUGGGAUUGAGCCUGAUCUUGAGACUUAUAACCGUAUGAUCAAAGUGUUCUGUGAAUCCGGUUCAGCUAGUUCUGCUUACUCCAUUGUUGCGGAGAUGGAGAGGAAAGGAUUAAAGCCGAAUAGCUCUAGCUUUGGUUUGAUGAUUUCAGGGUUUUAUGCAGAGGAUAAGAAUGAUGAAGUUGGGAAAGUGUUGGCGAUGAUGAAAGAUCGUGGUGUUAACAUCGGUGUUUCGACUUACAACAUUAGGAUUCAGAGUUUGUGCAAGAGGAAGAAAGCUAAAGAAGCAAAGGCUUUGCUUGAUGGGACGUUGUCUGCAGGGAUGAAACCGAAUACGGUGACUUAUAGCCAUUUGAUUCGAGGGUUUUGUAACGAAGAUGAUUUGGAAGAGGCCAAGAAGUUGUUUAAGGUUAUGGUGAACAGAGGAUGUAAGCCUGAUAGUGAGUGUUACUUCACUCUCAUUUAUUACUUGUGCAAAGGAGGUGACUUUGAGACGGCUGUGAGUCUUUGUAAAGAGACUAUGGAGAAGAAUUGGGUUCCUAGUUUCAGUAUCAUGAAGUCGCUUGUUAACGGAUUAGCUAAAGAUUCGAAAGUCGAAGAAGCGAAGGAGCUCAUUGGGCAAGUUAAAGAGAAGUUCACUAGAAAUGUUGAGUUGUGGAAUGAAGUCGAAGCUGCAUUGCCUCAAUGAAUCGUUCUGAAAUUGGUACUUUCGAUUUUUUACGAAUUUUCUCUAUCUUUAUCUGUCAGCAAUGAAAUAAAGAUCAUAGCUUCUUAGACGAUAGUAAUCUUUUGAUCAUCCUGGUAGCUAUUAGAUAAAUGCUGUUUUUGUGCUGGCUCAUGUUUGAGAUUCUCAGAUAUAAAUCAAGUCAUGAACUUGGUCAAUUAGGCUUAUCCUGUUAGUUUUGGUGUUGGAAUCAGAGAGAUGUUAAAACAUUUUUAUCUGUAAGAUUGGUCAAUGCAUUGAAGCUUAUUGUAGCCUGUCUUAAUGGUCAAAACUCAAACCGUAUAUCUCUAUUUAUGUAUA